Molecule: messenger RNA, 421 nt
Organism: Saimiri boliviensis boliviensis (Bolivian squirrel monkey)
Lineage: Eukaryota; Metazoa; Chordata; Mammalia; Primates; Cebidae
Source: RefSeq, a predicted model, not a curated record
CCUCCCGGGCAGCAUGGCGGACGCAGAGCCUCUACCCAGCAAGAGAAAGCGCGAGCUGGACUCGGAGGAGGCGCAGGCCGCCAGCACAGAGGGAAAGAAGGCAGACGUUGGAAGUGGUACCUGUGCUCCUGUCCGCUUACCGUUCUCCGGCUUCAGACUGCAGAAAGUGCUGAGGGAGUCUGCGCGGGACAAAAUCAUUUUCCUACACGGAAAGGUGAUUGAAACCUCUGGGGAUGGCGCUGGAGAGGAUGCCGUUGUGAUCCUGGAGAAGAUGCCAUUUCAGGUGGAACAGGUGGCUCAGCUCCUGACAGGCAGCCCUGAGCUCCAGCUGCAGUUCUCCAACGAUAUCUACAGCACCUGUCACUUGUUCCCUCCAAGACAACUGCGUGUGAAAAUGAACUCCAGCUGUCUGCAUGAAUGA